Messenger RNA from Fonsecaea pedrosoi CBS 271.37, 1134 nucleotides. RefSeq lists its product as uncharacterized. Gene Ontology annotation, biological process: protein import into mitochondrial intermembrane space. Gene Ontology annotation, molecular function: protein-disulfide reductase activity. The transcript has 2 exons. Bases 1 to 1134 code for a protein of 377 amino acids. Gene Ontology annotation, cellular component: mitochondrial intermembrane space. Lineage: Eukaryota; Fungi; Ascomycota; Eurotiomycetes; Chaetothyriales; Herpotrichiellaceae. The record is from RefSeq and is a predicted model, not a curated record.
AUGUUUCGACCCGCGGUAGCCCGGUCAACGCUGCGCUCCGUAGCUCGCUCGUCCUCCGUUACCUUCGCUCCCGUGCCCAGAAGUACGUAUGGAGUACGGUUCGCCAGUACAUCACCCGCGAAAGCGCGACGGAGUUGGAAGAGCACGGCGUUGAGAUGGGGGAUUGCCAUUGCGGGCAUUUACUAUUAUAACACGAGCCCGGUCUUCGCGGAGCAGCCGCAACAUAAUCUAUUAAACCCAAACUUGGAUGCCGUUGAAGAUGAACGAAGGGAUCAUUCGACACUGGAAGCUCUCACGUCCCGGCGCGCCCCAGAAGCCGACGAGAACGCCGCCGCCCUCCAUUCCGCUAUCGACUCGAUAUCGUCCGAAAAUGCGUCCACGACUGUCGUUACCGACGACGGGCCAUUUACACCUGGCACCGCCGAAGGUCUAGAAGAAGAGGCGGCCGGCGAAGGCGCUUUUAACCCCGAGACGGGCGAGAUCAACUGGGACUGCCCGUGCCUGGGCGGCAUGGCGCAUGGGCCCUGCGGACCCGAGUUCCGCGAGGCCUUUUCGUGUUUCGUGUUUUCAAAAGAGGAACCCAAGGGGAUGGACUGCAUAGACAAAUUCCAGAACAUGCAGCAGUGUUUCCAGAGAUACCCGGAAAUCUACAAGGGCGAACUGGAGGACGAUGAAGAGCUGGAUGCUAGCCUCGAGGUGGAGAAGCAGGAGUUGGUCAACGAGAUCGCCGAGAGGAAAAAGCAACACGAGGGAUCCUCCGGGGCACAGCAGCGCAGGUUGCUCGAGGAGCCUGAUCCAGCGCCUAGGCCCGCACGAACGACGAAGAAAGUGGAAUCGGGAUUGGAAUCGCAUGAGCAACCGCAGCCGCAGUCACAGUCUGAGCGACAACACCUCCAAAGCCAACAACCCCCGGCGCCAGAGGGCAAGGUCAAAGUGAGUGACGACCCUUCUCACUCUUCAACUAUGUCACCCGAGCGAGAGAACAUCACAGAGGGACAAAAAUCAAGAGUGACAAAAGAACCGAAGCUGUCAUCUUCCGCCGCGACAGAAGAGACGUACAAUCCCGAAGCAGAUAUCGUGCCCAAGGCGGCGCACGAUGCUACGGACAAUACUACGGGGAGGGCAGAAAAAUGA